AUGAACGGGCAGGACUACGGCUCGGGGCUGCUCGACCAGGCGGGGUCCCAGUACCUCGAUCAGAUGGGCCAGCCCGGCGGAGUCAUGCCCUCAAUGGGCGGCCGCGGCCCGGGGAUGCCGGGGCAACAACAGAUGUCGGCGGCGCAGCAGCAACAGAUGCAGCAGAUGCAACAGCAGCAGGCGCAGCAGCAAGCGGCGCAGCAGCAGCAGAUGCAGCAGCAGCAGCAGCAGCAGCAGCAGCAGCAGCAGGCGCAGCAGCAGGCGGCGGCGCAGCAGCAGCAGCAGCAGCAGCAGCAGCAGCAGCAGCAGCAGGGCGGGGGCAUGCCCGGCCAGCAGCCCGGCCAGCAGCCGAUGCAGCUGAUGCUCGUCAAUGUGCCUCCCAACGUGCACGCGGGGGAGCAGAUGGUGGUGAUGACGCCGACGGGGCAGCAGUACAUGGUUGUGGUUCCGCAGGGCGCCGGCCCCAACUCGCAGUUCCAGAUUGCGGUGCCGCGCCCGCCCGAGCCAUCCAUGAUGCAGUACGGGCAGCCCGGCGCGAUGCCGCCUGGAUACGGCGGUGCAUGGCCCGCCCCACGCCUGAGAGCCUGA
Messenger RNA from Emiliania huxleyi CCMP1516, 588 nucleotides. RefSeq lists its product as hypothetical. Lineage: Eukaryota; Haptophyta; Isochrysidales; Noelaerhabdaceae. The coding region runs from base 1 to 588 and encodes 195 amino acids. The record is from RefSeq and is a predicted model, not a curated record. The transcript has 2 exons.